GUGAAGGUUUAUGGCUGAAGCGUUCGAGUUUUGGACAGUUGAAAGUCGAACUUAGUGGCAGCCACAAACUUUGGUAUGUUUAUUUACCAAAGACAAUGUUGAUGUUUUGGUGUAUUUUGUGCCGGUUGUGCGAUGUUGAGGUUAUAAAUUGCAUGUUGGUAAAAUUAUUCUGAGUUCGAUUAGUUUUGCAAACCACUAUGGCUGCAGUCAUUUUUAGAUUGCGCACUGCCUUGAAAAGAAUAGAAGAAGUAUUUCUUCAAAUGUUUAUGGGUCAGAACUUCCCCCAUGGUAACUACGCUCUAGCAUACGCUGGAAAUGUAAUUCCAACGCCGUCAACAAGUGCCUUUUCGUUAGAAAGUAUUGUGGGUGACGGAUUUUUGUGGGCUGUUCCACGAAAUAGGCGCACGAUCGAAAGGAGGCUAAAGAGAAAGUAUGGCAAUCCCGAAUACCAUCUCAAGAUUCUCAAGCCAAAGAAGCAUUUACUAACAUGUAACACAUGUGGCAAUUCUUACGAAGCAAGAAAUCUGUGUCCCCAUUGCUAUGAGAAAGUGAAGCUGGAAACGGAAGCGAUGCAAGAACAAAUUCAAAAAGAACUAGGUUUGAAUCCUGUUGAACAAGAAGUGGUAGUCGUCUAUGAGGGUGAGAAGCAAGAACAGUCGGAUGAAUUUUGGAAGGGGAAGCGAAUAGUAGAGAUGAAGAGGGAACGCCCACCGUGGUUCAGCAAAAAUCUUCUGCAGCGUUCCACUGAGGAACCGACAUCUGUUCCAGGAGACAUGAAGCCGAAAGAGUUGGCAUGAGCACACUGGCAACUUGUGCAUUGUUGUUAUACCAGGUGGUGACAGUGGAUAUUGUUGCAAACAGCAAGCUAAAUAAGCAUACGGUAAUGCUUGAGGUUGCCCAUACGGACUGAAUCCAGACUGUUGACCACGGAGUGUAGAUAGCAUUGGUGUUUGUUGUGUUUUACGAUGAGCAAUGUUUGUUGUAACUGUCUUCUCACUUGUACCCAAAAUUGUAUCAAUGCUUGAAGUUUGUACUGAAGCAUAGUAUUUGCAUAAUAACUUUGGAUAACAUAACUUGUAAAGUGAGAAAUAUGAUUGAUACAGU
This is a messenger RNA of Schistocerca serialis cubense, 1104 nucleotides long. It is a transcript of the gene mRpL32, whose product is annotated as 39S ribosomal protein L32, mitochondrial. Bases 198 to 797 code for a protein of 199 amino acids. Lineage: Eukaryota; Metazoa; Arthropoda; Insecta; Orthoptera; Acrididae. Gene Ontology annotation, molecular function: structural constituent of ribosome. The transcript has 4 exons. Gene Ontology annotation, biological process: translation. The record is from RefSeq and is a predicted model, not a curated record. Gene Ontology annotation, cellular component: mitochondrial large ribosomal subunit.